Molecule: messenger RNA, 453 nt
Organism: Racocetra fulgida
Lineage: Eukaryota; Fungi; Glomeromycota; Glomeromycetes; Diversisporales; Gigasporaceae
Source: the annotation of a GenBank genome assembly
AUGGCAUUUAAAAUCUACUCAGAUCUUUCAGGAAGCAAGUCUGAAUUUCAAACUCUUGCUAAGCUUUAUUUAGCUUGGUUAUAUCUUUACGGGGUUGGUGUGGACAAGGAUACGAACAAUGCCAAAGACCUCUUUUUAGAACUUUAUUAUCAAACUAAUCCUAUAUACUAUAAAAUGGCCUUUCAAUUGUAUUUAGAUCUUUCAAAAAGCCAAUCAGAUCAACAAAAUUCUGCUAAAUAUGAGUUGGCACUUUGCUAUGAAUUGGGUAAAGGUGUUAAGAAAGAUUAUGAUAAUGCAUACGAGCUUUAUUUAGAUCUUUCAAAGAGUGAAGAUUAUCAGAUCAAAGCUUUUCGAUGGCUAGCAAAUUACUAUUUAAAAAAGGAUGAAGAAAGAUCUUUUAAAUAUUCUCAAGAAGAGUAUAGAAAUAGUCUAAAUAGACUUGAUAUAGGCUGA